AUGAACUACACUAGCUUGCCACCGGCUGGCGAGAGUAGCCGCUCAAGUCGGACACUUUCUGCUCCCGGUAGUGACGCUCGCACGGUGUUUGCGUACUCUAUCACAGAGGAAAUGGUGGCAUUAGAGAGGCAGGUGUUUGAUUUCUUGGGCUACCAGUGGGCUCCUAUCCUUGCAAACUUCUUCCACAUCCUGGUUGUCAUCCUGGGCUUGUUUGGCACCAUUCAAUAUAGACCUCGCUACAUUGUGGUGUAUACUGUGUGGACAGCGCUGUGGGUGGCCUGGAAUGUCUUUAUCAUCUGCUUCUACCUGGAGGUUGGAGGUCUAUCAAAGGACAGCGACCUCUUGACCUUUAACAUGUCGGCACACCACUCCUGGUGGAGCGAGCACGGGCCAGGCUGUGUCCGAAGAGAGAUCCCUGCCAGCGGAAACCGUAGCGCAGACACACAGUCCUAUAUAUCCAUCAUGGGCUGCCUGCUGGAGUACCAGUACAUUGAAGUCCUGCACAGCGGCUUCCAAAUCCUUAUCUCUCUGCUGGGUUUCAUCUACGCCUGCUACGUCAUCAGUGUCAUCACAGAGGAGGAGGACAGCUUUGAUUUUAUUGGUGGAUUUGAGCCAUUCCCACUCUACCAUGUCAAUGAGAAACCAUCUCAUCUUCUGUUAAAGCCAGUGCAUCAGUCUUCGUAAAUGAAAGUGUGUUGUGAAGAAGAGCCGCUCUGCCCAUUCCUCCUCUCUGCUCCUCACCUCCUGCCUCUCCUCUGUUUAAAACGCUUCCUAAUCGCCCUAAAUCAGCCCUUUCUGGAGUACUGGAGAAUUGGCUCUCUGACUCCCAGCUCUGGACAAAACACAGCUGCUCCAUCAGACGCUCUGGCACAUUGUUCCAGCUGCCUCAUUUAGACGCUCUUACAAGUGGAUGUAAAACAUAUCCAAACAAAAAGGCCCAGUAUUUUGUUGGUGUGGUGUGUGGUCCAUGCGUGCGAGUUAUUCAAGGGGAGUUCAGAUGUUGAGGUUCACCGAUUUCCAGCUCUGUUUGUGUGUGUGUGGAGGAGGGCCACUGUGUGCUGUUUACCUUCACACUGGAGGAUUUGCACAGUAAAACUGAGCAGGGAGCCGAGAUGAGGAAAACGGGUGCGGCCCCAAAAAAAAAAAAAGACAAAGCAAGUUGACCUCCUGUGGCAGUCAAAAAUAGAAACAAAGGAAGUGUAAAAUAUAAAUACAAGAAACAAUUAGAGCUUUUCUGAGUUGUUUUGUGUCAGUUUGAUGUACAAUUCUCAUAAUUCACUGUAAAAUUCAGUUUUAGUCUUUUUUUUUUGUUUUAAGACUUGAUUUAUAUGCAGUGAACCCCAAAUCACUGUAUUUAGACACUCAGAUCACACUAAACAAUGUAUAAUAGUCAUUAAAUUAGAUCAAAUAUACAUCUGGCUGAUUUGUUUUCAGAUGCUUAUUAACUGAUUUGCACCUAAUGCAAUGAAAUUAGUGCAUUUUCAGUGUUUUGGGGUUACUGUGCAUGCUGUCAGUAUUUUUUAUGUUAAUAAUCAUCAUUUAUUGCACAAUGUGUUUGUAUCAGCCUUUAGAUCGAACAUAAACUAGUUUGGGCUUCCUCUGGUAGUCAGUCAGUACUGGCAGUACAAUUAUUACAUAACCUCAAUUGAUAUUAUAACAGGACUGGCUGAUGUUAUGAAACAGAAAAUGGUUCUUUCAUCUGAAUGGUGCUUGUAAUCAAAUAUUAGUUUGUGAAUAAAUCGUCAGCAUGUCGUUCUAUGAAUAUGAGUAGCGGUUGAGUGGCUGUCAAUGUCUUUCACUGUAGAUGCAGAGCUACUGUAGCUUGUUUACUGGAAACAUAAACCUCAAAGCACAAAUGACUGACUUGACAUGUAUCAUAGUAUGUAUGACAUGUUUUGAAGAGCGGGACUGUGUAUUUCUUUCCAAAUUGAGAUGUGAAGGCCAAAGGUCAGUAUGUAUUUUCUAACUUUCAUAGUCACAUAGUUGCCUGUUAUCCCAGAUGUUUCAUAUCAUGAGACUUAUGUACUGUAUUGGCAGCAUUUUGGGUGCUUGUGGCCUGAUGGUAAAGGAACUGGACAUAUUGUAGUCUUAAAGGAAUAGUUUGUCCUUGCUAUUGCUUAUAAGUCUUUAUUUUCCCCUUGAAAUGCAAAAAGGAGAACUUUUGAAAAAUGCUCAUGUUGCUCUUUUUCCAAUCAAACAAAGCACCAUAAAAGUGGUCGCUCUUAAAAAUAAAGGUUCUUUAUUGCA
Sinocyclocheilus rhinocerous is the source of this 2247-nucleotide messenger RNA. RefSeq names its product sodium/potassium-transporting ATPase subunit beta-1-interacting protein 3-like. Gene Ontology annotation, biological process: regulation of sodium ion transport. The record is from RefSeq and is a predicted model, not a curated record. Lineage: Eukaryota; Metazoa; Chordata; Actinopteri; Cypriniformes; Cyprinidae. The transcript has 7 exons. Bases 1 to 684 code for a protein of 227 amino acids.